AUGGCCUCGGUUCCAGCUAAUAUAAGUUUUAACGUUUGUUUAUCUGAUUUUUCAUUUUCUAUCUACAAUGAUUUACACAAACCAGACAAUGUUUGUCUAUCUCCGUUUAGUAUUGCUGCUUCGCUCAUGCUCCUUAUGAUGGGAACAAGUGGUUUGUCUAGAAACCAACUCAAAUCUGUUUUAUUCAAGAAAGGACUUCCAACCGGGGACAUUGCUCACCACUAUAAAGUAUUGCAUGAUGACCUCUUGAGAAAAGCACGUCAUACACCCGGAAUGCAGCUCUCAAUCGCAAAUCAAUUUUUUGUGGCAAAAUGGCAAGUUCAAAGACUCAAUUACAAGUUUAGAAGAAGUGCAAGACGAAAUUAUGGUUGUCAAGUUGCUCUGAUGGAUUUUGGAGAUGAACCAUAUACACGUAAUAAAAUCAACAGAUGGAUAGAAAGACGCACCGGAAGAAAAAUUAAAGACUUUAUACCAGACGGUAUGCUCGAUCAAUUAACUUUUAUGAUACUCACGAAUGUGGUGUAUUUCAAAGGUCAAUGGAAGAGCCAAUUCGAUCCCAAGAAAACUACACAGCGGGAUUUCUGGAUGAACAAAAACAAAAAAGUGAUGACAAAUAUGAUGUGGCAAAAAAGUACGUUCAAAGCUGGUGUCGACAUGGAUCUUAACUGUAAAGCUGUCGAACUUCCAUACAAAGGGGAUAAUAUUUCAAUGGUUAUUAUUCUUCCGAAUGAAAAAGAAGGUUUACCAGAAUUGGAAAAGAAAUUGUCCCCUCUAACUUUUGAUAAUCUCAUCAAAAGAUUGAAAUCAAGACCAACAGAGCUAAUUCUACCUAAAUUCAAAAUUAAGGCAAAAAUUGAUCUAAAGGCGAUUCUAAAGGGGCUAGGAGUAACGGAAAUAUUUGAGGCAUUAAAGGCCGAUUUUAGUCAUAUGGUACGAUCACGUGAUCAGAAAGGAGAUUUGUAUGUUUCUGAUGCGUUUCAUGAAAGUGUUAUUGAAGUGAACGAAGAAGGUAGUGUCGCCGCUGCUGUUACGUCAUUUUUCAUGUUAUUUCGAUCUGCUAGGCCUUCUACGUUUAAUUUUGUCGCUGAUCAUCCUUUUGUAUUUGUAAUAAGGGAUAUAAGUAGUGGAACUAUUUUGUUUCUCGGAAGGUAUUCUAAUCCGGAAAUUACUAUGAUGAACAAUAUUAAUAGAGUAUCGACUACUCUGUCUGAAAGUAAACUAGUGUCUGACAAUGAUAAUAGUCCAACCAUAUCUGUUGAAGGCACUCAAAUCAAAACAGCAUUGGAAAAGAAUAAGCAAAUCUUGUCAAAGAACGAACACGUAGAAUGUUGUUGUGGCGAAUGUUCAGUAAGUGAUAUAAAUAAUUCAGCACCUACUAUAAAUGAAGAUAAGACAGAAAGUCUUGUAGACCAAUAA
Messenger RNA from Mytilus trossulus (common blue mussel), 1416 nucleotides. Its product is annotated as leukocyte elastase inhibitor-like. Lineage: Eukaryota; Metazoa; Mollusca; Bivalvia; Mytilida; Mytilidae. The record is from RefSeq and is a predicted model, not a curated record. Gene Ontology annotation, molecular function: serine-type endopeptidase inhibitor activity. Bases 1 to 1416 code for a protein of 471 amino acids. The transcript has a single exon.